Messenger RNA from Naegleria gruberi, 2525 nucleotides. Its product is annotated as chloride channel ClC-3. Bases 136 to 2499 code for a protein of 787 amino acids. Lineage: Eukaryota; Heterolobosea; Eutetramitea; Acrasida; Naegleriidae. The record is from RefSeq and is a predicted model, not a curated record. The transcript is spliced from 5 exons. Gene Ontology annotation, cellular component: membrane; early endosome; Golgi apparatus. Gene Ontology annotation, biological process: chloride transport; transmembrane transport. Gene Ontology annotation, molecular function: voltage-gated chloride channel activity.
AAUAAAUCUUUCUCUCAGGUUCCCGCGCUUUGGAUUGUUGUUGAUUUAAAGAAAUUUUGAUUAUAAAAAUCAUAGGAAGCAACAUUGAAUAUCAUCAUUUAGGAAGAUAAUUUAUUAUCAUCAAUAUAAUUAAAUAUGUCAUUUAUUGGAUCAUUCUCCACUGAUGAGGAGAAGGAUCAAAUUCGGAUGUCAUUGUUAACCACCACAAAUCCAGAACCUCCUAAAAAUCCCUAUCACGAUAAUGAAAAUAUCAGUACUAUAGAUUGGAGAGCCGAUAUUAAAAAGGAACGAAAAAACAGAGCAAAACUCUAUUCAAAAACAGGAAUUUGGGCAACUCUUCAUAAAGGAUACUAUGCAUCACAGGGGUGGAUUAUGACAUUCCUGAUAGGUGCUUGGAUUGGUAUAUUUGCUAGUAUUGUGGAUAAGGGUAUGGAAUGGUUGGCCGGAUUUAAAGAAGGAGUUUGUGUGAAUUAUUUCUUGGCCACACAGACAAGAUGUUGCGUGGAAGUGCCAGUUGGUAUCAAGUGUGAAGACUGGAAAACUUGGAGUGAAAUAUUUGGUAUUUAUGAAACUAAUGGCGCCUAUGCUUUUGACUAUUUUGCCUAUAUAUUCAUUGCAGUGUGCAUGGCCACUUUGAGUGCAUGGUUUGUGAAGAGUCUGGCUCCUUGGGCUGCAGGUUCGGGAAUUCCAGAAGUGAAAACAAUUUUGGGUGGAUUUGUCAUCAAGGGUUGUUUAGGUAUUAUGACUUUAAUUGUUAAAAUUAUUGGGUUGGUCCUUGCUGUUGGUUCUGGAUUAACUUUGGGUAAAGAAGGUCCAAUGGUUCAUGUUGGUGGAUGUGUUGGUAACGUCUUUUCAAGAAUUUUCUCAAAAUACAGAAAUAAUGAAGCCAAAAAGAGAGAAAUGAUUAGUGCAAGUUGUGCUGCAGGCGUGGCGUGUGCUUUCGGUACUCCAGCUGGUGGUACUUUGUUUUCACUUGAGGAAUUGUCAUCCUAUUUCCCUCCAAAGACGCUCUUUAGAACUUUCUUUGCCUGUGUUAUUGGAGCUUUGACCUUGCAAAUUAUUAAUCCAAGACCAUCUGGUAAAAUUGUCUUGUACAGCAUUUCAUACCACGUAAAUUGGAAAUGGUUCGAAUUGAUUGCCUUCAUUUUCUUGGGUAUUGUUGGUGGAUUGCUUGGAGCUCUCUUUACCAAGCUCAAUAUUUCAUUUAUUAAGAAUGUUCGUAAAAAGUAUUUUGGAAAAUGGCCAAUCCUGGAAACAAUUGGAUUGACAAUCCUCACCUCAGUGCUUUGCUAUUGGAACGAAUACUCAAGAAUGCCAAUGUCUGAUCUUAUUGCCAGAUUAUUUGAAAAUACUUGUACUGAAAAUUCUUCAGCCGAUUCCAUCUUUGUCGAGUUGUGUGAUCCAACAAAUUUCUGGGCUAUGGGCAAAUUGAUGAUUUCAUUUGUAUUGAGAUUUAUUCUUUUAUCCUUGACUGUUGGUAUCAAGAUUCCAUCAGGUGUUCUUGUCCCUUCAUUGGCUAUAGGUGCUUGUUAUGGUACACUAGUUGGUAGUAUUAUGAAAUAUGUGCAAUUGACUUUCCCUGAUUCUCCAUUCUUCCAAGAAUGUUAUGCUGGUGGUGAAGGUAGUUGUGUUGUGCCUGGUAUGUAUGCUGUUAUUGGAGCUGCAACCAUGUUGGGAGGUGUUUGUAGAAUUACGGUAUCCCUUGCAGUUAUUAUGUUUGAAUUGACUGGUGGUUUGGAAUACCUUGUUCCUAUUAUGCUUUCUGUAAUGUUCGCCAAAUGGGUUGGUGAUGCUUUCAAUAGGGAAUCCAUUUAUGAACUAAAUAUUGAAAUGAAUCAAUAUCCAUUCUUACACAAUGAUGAAGUGGAUACAGAUGAUACAGCAAAACAUAUCAUGACAACUCACAAGCUUAAAGUUAUUUUUGUUGAGGGAGCAACAGUUGGUGAGGUGAGACAAUCUCUUUUGAGAGAAGGACUUAAGUUAUAUGGAUUCCCAAUUGUGGAUAAUUCUGAUGAUAGACGUGUUCUUGGAUUUAUUACCCAAGCAGCUCUUCAAGACGCCCUUUUAACAAAUGAUAGAAGAAUCAAUGACCAGACUGAAAUUGUCUUUUCAGAUCUUCACAAAUCAGAAAGACAAAUUUCACUUAUUAACAAGAUUGACCUUUCAAGCUUUUUAGAUGAAAUUCCAAUCCAAGUCCCAACACAAAUGCCAGGUGAUAGACUUUACAAUAUGUUUAGAGCUAUGGGAGUUAGAUAUUGCCUUGUUUUGCACAAUAGUAAGCUUGUCGGUAUCAUUACAAAGAAGGACUUGGUCAAAUGGCUUCAUCAUGGACAUAGUCACGACUCCAAGCCAUCUACUCCUUCAUCAGAUGGUAUCGCAAUUGUUGAUAUACACGAUCUUGCAACCACAACAAAAACCUCUCUUAAUAUCGACUCGAAUGAAGUCGUUGAGAGGAAAUCAAUUGAGGACGAUGAUUACCAAUCCCAAAAGGAUGAAUAAACAUCUCUUGUCAACCAUUUCCUUUC